AGCGUAUAGUAUUUAAUACCAGUGUGAAUGUUUUGAAAGAGGUUCAAAAACAGGAGAAUUAAAUGUUAAAUGAAACUUUAGAGGUGAAUGUGAUAAAAGUGAGGCUUCAAUUCUUGAGUGUUUAGGGGGGAAAAUUAAGGUGCGGAAUGAAAAAGAAAUUAUACCAGUUGAUAAUGAGUGGAAAAGUUGUAAAUGAGAAUAAAAGGACACAAAAAUAUAUAAAAUACGCGUAGAAAACAGAAGUCAGUGAGCGAGAAUGAGAAGAUGAGGCAAAGUGUGUAAAAAGUGUUGACUGAAGAUUACUUGGAAGAUCUUUUACUGGGAAUUUAUUAAAAACCUUUCACACCGCAAACAUAGUGCAUAAAAAGCAUUACAAUUAAAUUGAGGAAGUUCAAAAUCACCACAAUAUUAAAUAUUGUUGUCCUCUUACCAGUGUUUGUGGAGACAUUGCAUGUUUUUAUACUUCACCAUGAGAAUGUAUCGAGAAAUGUGCAGUGAGAAGUAAACAACAAAAGUUGUGCAUAACAGAGAGACAUUCACGCCAAAUCAUGAACAACGUCCACAAGUUGAUGAUUCACGUGAAAUUAUUGGCAAUUUUUGCAGUCUUUUGCGCCACUGCCUCUGCCAGUGGAGCCUCCGGUGAGAGGAGAACUGAUCAGUUUGACUUCAGGUGCUUCCCACACACAGAUCAUGCAAAAUACCCUCGAUUUGCGUCAUCAAACAGAGACCCAAUUUCCCUCCAGGUCACAUCGAGAGUCACACAUCAGCUCUUGUCGCGCAUCUUUGCCAUCUUUCUGCGCGAAGUGCUCUACUAUGAUAAUGUCAAUCUCAUUGAUAUGCCCAAAUAUGACGAGGAGAAUGAGCAUCAUCGACUCUUCCUGAGUCUCAUGCCGCUGUCUUCGCGUGUGGUCUGGCCAGAGCCCACGGUUGAUGUGGAGGUUUGGAUGCUGCCUGAUUAUCACAUAAUUCCGGAUCAAGUGCGAGACGCCGGCGCUGUGACAAGUUCGGGACGCUUCGGUUGGUACAUACCAAAGAGAUUCAUCAGCAAUACCCAACCAAUUACCUUCAGAGACUUCCAGUCACACAAUCACACGCCGGAGAAAUACACUUUUCACAUGGAUAGUGACGAAUUGACGAAGAUCUUACCGCUGGCUGAGAAUUACUGUGACUUCAACACAACCAAAUGUUUUUACACUCCAUCCUAUUGUACGGAGAAAAAUUGCUCAGUAAUGUUGGCUCCCGAAUUUUAUGCAACUUCCUUCAUCAUUCACCACAUUGAAGAGUUCAACUUCAACGUGAGAGUUCUAUUUCUGGGGCACAAUUUCUCCGAAGCCGUCAACACACUCUUGGCCAGUGGAAAAUCCCGGUUCCUGAUCCUGCAUUGGACACCUUCUGAUGUAAUUGAUGGCGGUUCUGAAGAGUUUGCUGAUGUCGUCAUGCCAAAGUGUGAGGACAUGAAGAGCAGUUCUGUUACUGGAUGCAAAUAUGAAAUGACUCCUCUGCUCAAAUUCUAUGCACAGCAGCUUCAUUCUGCAGACUAUGCAAUUGUAGCUCUCAACAAGUUCUUCUUCUCCAGAGAUCAGCUUAAGAGUCUUCUCAGGGAUUUCAGUGAAGUAAAGCAAACAAUGGGAGGUGAUAUUUACAACCAUGUGGCUUGCAAUUGGCUUAAGAAUCACGAAGAAGUGUACAGAAAGUGGGUCCCUGUGCGAGAGUCUAAAGAGAACAUCUACAUUGGAGGCAUUUUCCCCAUAACUCAAGCCAAUUCCAUUCACAAGUGUCUUCCUGACGCCUCUCGCCGGGCAGCAGAUGAUGUUAAUGGCAUGAGGGAUAUUCUGCCAAAUCAUCGAUUAAUAGUCCAACGUCAGGAUGGACAGUGUCGCACAGAUGCUGUGAUGAAAGCCUUCAUUAACUACUAUAUGCGCUGGGAAAGAGUAAUUGGAAUCCUCGGGCCAGCUUGCAGUGAAACUGUGGAACCCAUUGCCGGGGUUUCCAAGCAUUUCCGCAUGGGAGUGAUCAGUUACUCCGCUGAGGGUGUCUCUUUCACUGACCGAACCACCUAUCCCUACUUCUUCCGCACAAUCGGGGAAAACCGCCAGUUCCAGGGGGUCUAUCUGAACCUCUUCCGUCACAUGAAAUGGCGUCGGGUGGCUGCAAUUACUGUCGAUGGGCAAAAGUACACAGGAUACAUUUCUCAGAUGGAAACCAUGCUUAAGGAGAAUCACAUCGAAUUGGCCUUCAAUAAGAAACUCUCGCAUUCUCCCAGUGCUUCUAGUGUUCAUCAAGUGCUGCAGGAUCUCAAGUCAUCCACUAGAAUCCUCAUAGCCGAUGUUGAUGAUACUGUGGCCGAGAUUCUACUCUGUGAAGCUUUUAAGCUCCACAUGACAGCCAAAAACGGAUAUGUUUGGUUUCUGCCGGUGUGGUUGGAGAAGCGAAGGCUCUCUAGUGACUUAGACUGCUCAGAAAGGGACUUAUUGGAGGCCUUCAAUGGCCACUUCUCUCUGUCUUACGUACCUUAUGGCAAGGAUGACCAGAGGAUUACCAGUCUCAACAGCACUGUCGGUCAAUGGAGGGCUAAUUUCCAGGACGUCUGCCCAUCGAACGCGCCUUACAGCUACGUGGGAUUCACUUAUGAUGCCGUUUGGGUUUACGCCAACGCUCUGGAUAAGCUCAUAAAAGAGAAUUCAACGUAUCUCAGCGAUUUGCAUUCGGAAGCCACCACUCAACGCUUCAUGGAGAUCAUUUGGAGCACAGACUUCAUGGGUGUUUCUGGCAGAGUCAAAUUCUCCGAUGGCGGCUCGCGAUUUCUGUCCAUCAACAUCAUCCAGUGGAUCAACAACUCGUCACGUGUUGUCGGGGUGUCGAAUCCCAAUGUUUCGGCGGUGGAAGCUGAGUUCUUCCUCAACGAAUCGGCAAUCACUUGGCUCUCGCCACUGGGGAGACCAACGGACGGUGUGGUCUUCUGCGGACUUCACUUCCUGGUCGAAGCACUGAAUUCCGACUGCGAAACCCUCAACAUAAUUGUCAUUUCUGUGGCAUGUCUCGUGAUUAUCAUUUUGGUCUUCCUGGCGUCCUUCAUCUUCUGGCGAAAGCAAUACAACAAGAAGAUGAAGCUCUCGGCGCGCUACAUGCGGAGCUUCGGGAUUGAUUUCAUGUCCACCGCCGGUGGACCGGAUCCUGGAAAUUCCCUGGACAAGUGGGAAGUGCCCAAAGAGCAGAUUAUUGUGAACAGAAAGCUGGGUGAAGGUGCUUUUGGCACUGUUUACGGCGGAGAGAUGCUGAUCUCAGAGAAUAACUGGAUUGCUGUGGCUGUAAAAACCCUGAAAAGCGGAAGCUCUGUCGAGGAUCGGCUGGACUUUCUGUCUGAGGCAGAGGCAAUGAAGAGGUUCGAUCAUGAGAAUGUGAUCAAAUUGCUGGGCGUGUGUCUUAAAUCCGAGCCAAUCUACACUAUUCUGGAGUUCAUGCUCUACGGAGAUCUCAAGACUUUCCUCCUGGCGAGGCGGCAUUUGGUGAAGAAUCGACAGAGUGACGAGUCUGAUGUCUCCUCCAGACGACUCACCAUGAUGGCAAUGGAUGUGGCCAGAGCUCUCUCCUACUUGGCUAGCCAGAAAUUUGUCCACAGAGACGUGGCGUGUCGGAAUUGUCUCGUCAACGCUCAGAGAGUCGUGAAGCUUGCGGAUUUUGGCAUGGCCAGACCAACAUUCGACAAUGAUUACUACAAAUUUAACCGCAAGGGACUCCUGCCCAUUCGUUGGAUGUCUCCAGAGUCCCUUGGUCUGGGACUCUUCACGCCAGCCUCGGACAUUUGGUCCUACGGGAUUCUCCUCUAUGAGAUCCUGACUUGCGGCUCUUUCCCCUAUCAAGGACUCAACAAUAUGCAAGUCCUGGAGCACGUGAAGGCUGGUAAAAUCCUCAAGAUUCCUCCAAGAGUGAAACCGCAGCUGCGACAUCUCAUGCACAAAUGCUGGGUGUUGGACUACAAGAAGCGUCCCAGUGCGCCAGAAAUUGUCGAGUACAUCUCUAAUCAUCCGCGCCUCAUUGUUCCCUGCCUGGACGUGCCCACAUCAUCCGUGGGCACCAUGGAGCCCCAAUCCUACAUUGGAAGCACUCCUGGCAAGAAAUCUGCCGACGUGAUAGCUUUCAAUGAUUUCGGAACGCUCAACAGGCGGUUCAAUAGACGAUUUCGCAGUGUCAGAGGUCGCCUGAAGGGCAACAAUCCAAUUGAACCACUCUUGUCCAUCCAAGAAGAGUCCCUCGAGUGCAUCCCCAAUGAAUGCAAUAUGCGACGAUAUGUCUCCAUGGACGAACUCACCAAAUCUCGAGGGAACAUCAUCUCAAGUGAUAUCUAAAUUGUAAACUCGAAUUGUACCUCUUUUACUGGCACUGUUCACUGCAGAAGUACAAUGUCACAAAAAAAUUAUUUCUAUUUAUAUUCUUGUUGAAUAAAUGACCUCUUUUAUUAUUAAAAUACAAUUAAUGAUUUCUUAUAUGGUUAGAAAAUUUCUGGUCGAAUUCUCGUGUGAGAUUACCUGCUUUAUUUACGUCCGUAUUGUAGCUUAAAGCACUAAGGCAGACCACGUGUGUUUUACCUUCUGGAGAAUAUUGGAAUUUCGGCGAAAAGUCUGGGACCCUAAUUGCUCUGUAUUUUUCCAGGUAAGGACAGAUCAGUCUGUUUCCACAGCCCUGGAAUAUACUGCAACACUUAUCGUUGUUUUCUUACUUCACUAAUUUAUUUCGCAGCAAUAAAGGGCAAGAGGAAUGAAAAAUGUAGCAAAUGCAGCUUAUUA
This is a messenger RNA of Phlebotomus argentipes, 4784 nucleotides long. RefSeq names its product receptor-type guanylate cyclase gcy-3-like. Gene Ontology annotation, molecular function: transmembrane receptor protein tyrosine kinase activity; ATP binding. The record is from RefSeq and is a predicted model, not a curated record. The coding region runs from base 549 to 4346 and encodes 1265 amino acids. The transcript is spliced from 5 exons. Gene Ontology annotation, cellular component: signaling receptor complex; membrane. NCBI's taxonomy places the organism in Eukaryota, Metazoa, Arthropoda, Insecta, Diptera, Psychodidae. Gene Ontology annotation, biological process: multicellular organism development; positive regulation of kinase activity; cell surface receptor protein tyrosine kinase signaling pathway.